Messenger RNA from Haliotis rubra (blacklip abalone), 1042 nucleotides. RefSeq lists its product as uncharacterized. The transcript is spliced from 9 exons. The record is from RefSeq and is a predicted model, not a curated record. Lineage: Eukaryota; Metazoa; Mollusca; Gastropoda; Lepetellida; Haliotidae. Bases 58 to 639 code for a protein of 193 amino acids.
UGCGGUAAUUGUUUCAUCAAAUGUCGUGACAUCUACAUCUUAUUCGACCACAACCACAUGGACGACGCAUUCACACAAAUACGCUACAGGCGAUACGCAUGCCCCUACGAUGCUCAUGCAACCAGCAAUAACAGUUCGGCAGGAAAACACGUUGUGGGUGAAGACAACACUACAUUUAGCCAUAUACCAGAACACACUACAGCUGUACCUGCAGUGAAAAGCGAUUUGCCAGCUAUACAAACCAAAGUCUACACUAUAGCCGUCUCUGUAAUAGGUGGUGUCAUUGCCAUCGCUGUAGUCAUCGUUGUCGUCGGCAUGUGUGUUAGAAGAAAAAGUGUAGAUGUAGUAAAAGCUUCUCGUGACGACAUUCCUGCAACUGAAUGUCAACCUGGGAGACUGAAUGAUAUUGUUCCACCUCAAAGUGCAAGCAGUCGCACGGAAGGUGAACAAAUAGUUAUGGUGGACAAUUUCCUAUACACGAUGUCUUCUGAGGUGGUACCGCGCGCUGCCAACUCCACGAGCAGUGAAGACGUGGAGGAGAGGGCAAUUAUGACGGACAAUCUGGUCUAUGAGAGCUUCCCUUUGGACGAAACUGAGACUGAAAUAUCAGAGGGGCACACAAAGAACGUGGUGGUCUAGGUUACCAGGUAUUAAACAUGCGGUGGCAGAGUAGAGAAGCACACAGUCGUAUACACGGGCUUGUCGUGCUAGGAGGACAUAGACAAUCAAUACACCUCACUUCGGAGUCUAAGCCAGCGCGUCCAUUCCGCUACCCACACCGACAAUGUCAAUGUACAUGAUUGGGCAACAUCCACCGACCAAUAACUUCGUCUGAAAAAGGGUUGCAGUAUAACAUCUGAUUUCAUCCGUGUCAUAACAAUGAUGAAUUUUAGAUGUGAGAAUAUCAUGAUCAAGAUAAGGCAACAAAGUUUUCGAAGAAGUUUUUAACGAGCCAUCUGAACAAUAAAACAUGUUAUUCGAUUACUGUCUGAGCAGAAUAAUUGUAAAUAUAUAUACCUAACUGUAACGUCAUACGUAUGAU